CGAUUCCCCUCCCCCUCCCCCUCCCUCUCCCUCUCUCUCUCUCUCUCUCGGUCGACAGUUCACUUUGAAGUUCGGCGGACCGCAGUGGAAUGCUCAAAUCUUUGAUUUCAUUAUUCAUACGUAGCAGAUAAGAAUUGACAAUGAUGUCCACGAAGUUUCUUAUCGCCUCCACUGCACCUCCGCCCUCGCUGCCUCAUCCCGAAUUCCACCGCCAAGUUGAACCCGGGUUUCUUAUCUUUAGCCGUGUCUUCUCGUUUCGUCUGAACUGUCUACACCGCCACCCUCAGCGAGCCGUGGGGCGGGUGCAUGAGAGGCGUUUUGCAAGCAUUUCUUCUUCAACUAAUCAAGGAACAACCUCGGUUGGCACUAAUCCACAAGUCUCAGUACUGCCACCACCGUCGGGGUCGCCUCUCUUUUGGAUCGGAGCAGGCGUAGGGCUUUCAGCACUAUUUUCAUGGGUUGCGAUGUACUUAAAGAAAUAUGCAAUGCAACAAGCUUUCAAGACGUUAAUGGGACAGAUGAAUUCUCAAAAUAACCAAUUCAACAAUGCAGCUUUUCCUUCGGGGUCACCUUUUCCAUUUCCAAUGCCUUCGACACCAGUGCCUUCCACCUCAACAACUCCAGCUGCUUCUAGAUCUGCAGUUACAGUAGAUGUGCCAGCAACAAAUGUAGAGGCUACACCAGCAACUAUUGCCAUAGAUGAAACAGAAGUAAAAAGGGAAUCAAAGAAGCCUGCUUUUGCAGAUGUUUCUCCGGAAGAAGCUGAGCAAAAGAGUCCUUAUGAAAGCUUUAAGGAUGUCACCGGAACAAGUUCAUCCAAGGACACUCAGACUGCAGGGACGGUUUCCCAAAAUGGAGCUGCAUCUAAGCCUGUUGAUGGUUCCCAAUGGUCCAAAUCUACCAGUACCUCUGCUGGUUUUGAGGGCACGCCAUCUCCCGGAAAAUCUAUUUUGUCAGUGGAAGCUUUGGAGAAAAUGAUGGAAGAUCCAGCAGUGCAGAAGCUUGUUUAUCCAAAUAACAUGAUGAGUGAAAAUGAUUCUUUCAAAAAUUUUGAUCUCAACAGUCCUGAGCUUAAGCAGCAGUUUGAUCAAAUUGGGCAUUCACCUGAAGAAGCUUUUGUAAAAAUCAUGGCCGAUCCUGAACUUAGACUAGCCUUCCAAAACCCAAGAAUUCAAGCAGCGAUCAUGGAAUGUUCACAGAACCCACUUAGCAUUUCAAAAUAUCAAAAUGACAAGGAGGUCAUGGAUCUUUUCAAUAAAAUAUCAGAACUCUUCCCUGUAGUGUCUGGUCCACCUUGACCCUGUUCGUUCAUCCUUAUUUUCUAUCUGCCGGUCUAAAUGGGUUCAACAUUUCUUUUCCAUGCUCAAGGUGUGGUUAGAAGUUAGAACAGAAUCUAAAGCCUGCAUGACCGGACAUACUCUCUCUUCCUCGUGGCCUGGCCACAUACUGAGAUGCUUCUCGCCGCAUCCCUGUUCUGAAUCGGUACGGCCAGUCCUCGUAAACUGAGUUCACCCUUGAGAGUUCUCUCCCCCCAUCUCAUGGUUAAAUACAUAUGUACAUGGUUGACAAGUUUUGGUGAUGGCUUCUAUGUUGUUUUCUUAGUUGUGAUCGGUAGUUAAACUAGUUACUCUCCCACUUUGUUGUAUUUAAGAUGAUCAAUUCUGCUCAUAUAUACUUCACUACGGAUCUGACUA
Carya illinoinensis is the source of this 1694-nucleotide messenger RNA. Its product is annotated as protein TIC 40, chloroplastic-like. Lineage: Eukaryota; Viridiplantae; Streptophyta; Magnoliopsida; Fagales; Juglandaceae. The transcript has 13 exons. Gene Ontology annotation, biological process: protein import into chloroplast stroma; chloroplast organization. The coding region runs from base 141 to 1298 and encodes 385 amino acids. Gene Ontology annotation, cellular component: chloroplast thylakoid membrane; chloroplast inner membrane. The record is from RefSeq and is a predicted model, not a curated record.